Molecule: messenger RNA, 3015 nt
Organism: Bactrocera latifrons
Lineage: Eukaryota; Metazoa; Arthropoda; Insecta; Diptera; Tephritidae
Product: zinc finger protein 675-like
Exons: 5
Coding region: 77-2431 (784 amino acids)
Biological process (GO): negative regulation of transcription by RNA polymerase II; regulation of cytokine production; regulation of immune system process
Cellular component (GO): nucleus
Molecular function (GO): zinc ion binding
Source: RefSeq, a predicted model, not a curated record
UUCGUUCUUUGCUAUAUUUUUUUUUUUUUUAACUAAAUUGUAUAUAUUAAGCUAUAUUGGAAAUAUAUAUUUGAAAAUGGAAUUUAGGGAAAUUUCUGCAAAUGAUGAAAGAAUUUGUCGUUUAUGCGGCGAAGAACAACACAAUGUCAUAGAACUCACUGAAAAUAAUAGUGAGGAUAUUAACUCAUUAGUUAAACGCACUCUUGGCUUUUUGAAUAUAAAGUACAAAGAAAAUGAUUCCUUACCAAAUUGUUUAUGCGUCGCUUGUCACUUGGAUGCUGAAUCAACCGAUAAAUUUCUUCAAAUGGUUAAGGAAGGACAGCGGAAACUGACGCAAAAGUUAAGAGAAGACCAUGUGGCAGGCAAAAAUACAGAUGUUUCCCAAUUGAAAAACAAGAAUUUAUGUGUGGUGAGCAAAGAAAAGAACCACGAAACAAUUGAAGAAGAAAAUUUUAACGACGGAGUUCGCACUACAGAUGCAAGAUUAGUAAACCCCAUCUCUAUUAGUAAAUACGCUAAACGUGUAAGAAAAAAGAAAAAACGUUUUCCUUGUGACCCUUCUCCUUACAUUGAAGUUGGACAAAUCGAUGUCGGUUUAGAAACAAAUUCAGACAAUUCGUCAGAGAUAAACACUGGAACACUCAUUACUAUACAACCAAUUGCUGAAUUAAGAUCUGCAAAUGGGGCGUCUUUAGCAGAAAUAAUUUCAGUUGAUUCAGAUGUACCCAUGCAUCAGUCAACGCCAUCUAAGCCAGAUAUACGUAUGAUAUGUGAAUACUGUAAAGAAGUAUUCACAAAACAACAUAUAUUUUUAAAACAUUUACGGACCCAUAAUGAAUCUAUAUAUAAAUGUUUGGAAUGCACAUCAAAGUUCGACAAUUUAACUAAUUUAACGAAACAUCUCCAGCUUACUGGCCAUAAAGAAACAACGCUUCUGAACAAAACUGACACUGAAAGCAAUGAAAAACAGGCUCCAAAAUCAGAGACUACCAUUAAUAUAGUAGUAGAUGAUGAAGGUCACAUCACUUCUAUUGAUUCCGAUUUAAAUGCAACUCCCAAGGAAAAUGGGGAAACUGCUAAUUCACCGUUGUAUGUAGCCGAAAAUAUAGAGCAGGUACGAUCAGUUUCGUCGCCAAAAACUAGCUCGUUUAAAUGUUUGAAGUGCAACAAAUCAUAUAAAACUCACUAUUCGGUGUUACGUCAUCACAAACAAGUCCACGUGGGCACCCGAGCGUACAAGUGUCAACACUGUACUGCCAGCUUUAAGAACACUACCAAUUUGACUUACCAUAUGGCUAAACACACCGGUAUACGAAACUUUAAAUGCAAUAUAUGUGCUAAGGCAUUUGUACAUAAAAGCGAGCUUACUUUGCACAUGCGCACGCACACCGGUGACAAACCUUAUGUCUGCAAGCACUGUUCCAAAGGCUUUUCGCAUCGUUCCAAUAUGGUCACACACAUGCGAUUGCAUUCUGGUCAAUUACCGUUUAAAUGCGAAACAUGCAGUGCAAAUUUCAACAGCAGUUCCCAUUGGAAACUACACAAACAAAUGCAUCUAAAACACGCACAGCGUGCAGUUCUCGCACGUCUGCUGGACCAAAACGCGAAGAUUGCUUUAUCAAGCGAUAAACAUAAACUUACUGUAGAUGCAUCUUCAACACAGACUUACGACUCCGUCCAAAAAUCAAAUGCCACCACGUCCUUGCUUCGUUCAAAAGUUACAAACGUACAGUCUGUUGAGGUAUUGCCACCUAUCAAAACAUUGCCCGGCCCUAAUACCGUUAUUAGUAAAGACAAAUUGAAAAGGAUCAUCCUUAAAAAUAUACCCAUGAACAGCAGCGCAGCCCCUGGGGCGACCCAACUUGGAUUUAAAUGCGAUCAGUGUUUGCAGCGUUUCAAAUUGAAGUCUGCUUUGACGAAGCAUUUGCGCACACACACGGGAGAAAGGCCUUAUAAGUGCCCAUUUUGUCCGCGAACAUUCGCGGAUGCAUCAAAUUUUAAACGUCACAAGACGCUACACAAAACAGCCACGGAAGAGCUACAAAAUGUCACCAAAAAAUAUAAGAGUUCUGAUUUGUUGGAUGAAUUUCAGCGUGAUAGAAGAAAAGCACUUCCUGUUGGAAGUGUCUCGCCAACCUAUAGUGUAGCAUCAGAUCCAGAUCCAGAUGGUUUGGAGGCACUUCAACUAACAAGCGUACCUUCGCCAAAAAGUGUUUCUGAUGCCAGUGACACUGUCUUUGAUAUGCUGCACAGCAUUGCUGGCGAAACAAAGCGGGAGAUAUCAAGUAGUAACGACACUACCCAUACUAUAAGCGGGCUGAACACCUCGCAUAGGGCUGCGAUUCCCAAAUCACCACAAAGACUAAUUUGUAUUUCUUAUCCGAAUCCUGCCAACCCUAGUGAUAACAAAAUGACAAGAUUUUAUGUGUAAAUAAAAAGUCUUACAGUUUAUACAAGUUACCUAUAGUGCAAGAAUUAAAGAUGGACAUAACAUUUGAUAUCCAGUAUCCAGAGAUUGUGAGCGAGAUAAUGGAGGUGAGCUAGCCUUCACUUUGCACCACACUACAGUAUCGUCUAUCGGUCACAAUAUCGACCACAGGGCUCUUUCCCUAGAAUGUCAUGGCAUAACUAUCCUGUCAGACAAUGUCGAGCUCGAAACAUUUAAUAUAUAAAGACAUACAACUCACUACAUGCUAGCCAACAGGAUAUCACCGGAACAUAGGCGCGCUGCUUCGUUGAUACUUGUCGACUUAAACGCGCACCGCAAUAUAACGAAGUCCCCUCCCGAACUAUUGGCAUCUGUAGCAUCUCGCCUGAUAUAACAGUCGCUAGUGGUGGUGUGAUAAACAGCAUAACCUGUGCUAAUUCACAGAGUUUACUUUUACCACACUACCCAUUCCUAAGGACGUACCCGUUGACUAACGUCAAUUAAUUAACAAUAGUUAAGCUGUUUUCCCCCGAGCGGGGUCUUGAUAAUCGCUAUAGCAACAGAAAUAAAUUUUUGAAUGAUAACAA